CGGUGUUUGCGCGAGACAGCCCCUUCCUGCUCCCCCGCCGGUCCGCCCGCCUUCCACCCCUCUCCCCGCCCGGCCUCCCCCGCCGUCCCCCGCGGGCCCCCUCCGCGCAGGGAUACUAUGCUCUCCGGAGAUGGACGCCCCCGGUGCAGGAUAUGCUUUUGAAUACCUUAUUGAAACAUUGCAUGACAGUUCACGUAAGAAGUUCUUCAAUGUACCUAGACUUGGAGGCACCAAGUAUGAUGUUCUGCCUUACUCAAUACGGGUCCUGUUGGAAGCUGCUGUGCGGAACUGUGAUGGUUUUUUAAUGAAAAAGGAAGAUGUCAUGAACAUUUUAGACUGGAAAACCAAACAAAGUAAUGUCGAAGUGCCCUUUUUUCCUGCCCGUGUUCUUCUUCAAGAUUUUACUGGAAUACCAGCAAUGGUGGAUUUUGCUGCUAUGAGGGAGGCAGUAAAAAUUCUUGGAGGUGACCCGAGAAAAGUUCACCCUGCCCGUCCGACGGAUCUCACAGUUGACCAUUCUUUACAGAUCGACUUCAGUAAAUGUGCAAUACAGAAUGCUCCGAAUCCUGGAGGUGGUGACCUACAGAAAGCAGGAAAGCUCUCUCCGCUCCGAGCGCAGCCCAAGAAGCUUCCCUGUAGAGGCCAGACCACCUGCCGGGGACCGUGCGAGUCCGAAGAGCCGGGCCGAAACUCAGGAAGAUUUUCUUCGCAGAUUGAGAACACACCCAUUCUCUGUCCUUUUCAUUUGCAACCAGUGCCUGAACCUGAAACAGUGUUAAAAAACCAAGAAGUAGAAUUUGGCAGAAAUCGGGAGAGACUUCAAUUUUUCAAGUGGAGUUCAAGAGUUUUUAAGAACGUGGCUGUGAUCCCUCCUGGAACUGGAAUGGCCCAUCAGGUCAACUUAGAGUAUUUGUCGAGAGUGGUGUUUGAGGAAGACGACCUCCUCUUCCCAGACAGCGUGGUCGGCACAGAUUCUCAUAUAACCAUGGUGAACGGCUUGGGGAUUCUGGGCUGGGGGGUCGGAGGCAUUGAGACUGAAGCGGUCAUGCUGGGUCUGCCCGUUUCUCUUACUCUGCCGGAGGUGGUUGGGUGCGAGUUGAUCGGCUCAUCAAACCCUUUCGUCACGUCCAUAGAUGUUGUGCUUGGCAUCACAAAGCACCUCAGGCAAGUAGGAGUGGCUGGAAAGUUUGUUGAGUUUUUUGGAAGUGGAGUUUCGCAGUUAUCUAUAGUGGAUCGGACCACAAUAGCAAACAUGUGUCCAGAAUAUGGUGCUAUCCUCAGCUUUUUCCCUGUUGACAAUGUGACAUUAAGACAUUUAGAACACACAGGUUUUGACAAGGCCAAACUCGAGUCAAUGGAAACAUACCUUAAAGCUGUGAAACUGUUUCGACACGACCAGGAUAGUUCAGGAGAACCUGCGUACUCCCAGGUGAUCCGGAUUCGUCUGAAUUCAGUAGUUGCAUCUGUCAGUGGUCCGAAGAGACCUCAGGAUAGAGUUGCUGUGACGGACAUGAAACGCGAUUUCCAAGCUUGCUUGAAUGAAAAGGUGGGAUUUAAAGGCUUCCAGAUUGCAGCGGAGAAGCAGAAGGAUAACGUCUCUAUUCGUUAUGAAGGAAGUGAGUACACCCUGUCUCACGGCUCUGUGGUCAUGGCCGCGGUCACCAGCUGCACCAACAACUGUAACCCGUCCGUCAUGCUCGCCGCAGGUCUCCUGGCUAAGAAAGCCGUGGAUGCCGGCCUGCACGUUAAACCGUAUAUAAGGACGAGCCUGUCUCCAGGCAGCGGGAUGGUCACACAUUACCUCAGCUCCAGUGGCGUGUUACCGUACCUCAGUAAGCUCGGAUUUGAAAUUGUUGGCUACGGAUGCUCAACGUGUGUGGGGAACACAGCACCCUUGUCGGAAGCAGUUCUCAGUGCAGUCAAGCAGGGUGAUUUGGUUACUUGUGGAGUUUUAUCCGGAAACAAGAAUUUUGAAGGUCGUCUCUGUGAUUGUGUUCGUGCCAAUUACCUUGCCUCCCCACCCUUGGUGGUGGCUUACGCCAUAGCGGGCACGGUGAACAUAGACUUCCAGACGGAGCCUCUAGGCACUGACGCUGCUGGCAAGAGUGUUUACCUGCAGGACAUCUGGCCCACCAGAGAGGAGGUCCAGCAGACGGAGGAAGAGCGCGUUACACCGUCCAUGUUUAAAGCACUGAAAGAGAAAAUGGAGAUGGGAAACAAGCGUUGGAAUUCCCUGGAGGCACCAGACUCAGUGCUGUUUCCUUGGGACUUGAAGUCCACGUACAUCAGAUGUCCUUCAUUUUUUGAUAAGCUUACCAAAGAGCCAGGUGCCCUGCAGCCCAUUGAAAAUGCACACGUCCUCCUGUUUCUGGGGGACGCAGUCACCACAGACCACAUAUCGCCCGCGGGGAGCAUCGCCAGGAGCAGCGCCGCUGCCAAGUACUUGACGAACAGAGGCCUUACUCCUCGCGAGUUCAACUCCUACGGGGCCCGCAGAGGCAACGACGCCGUGAUGACAAGAGGCACGUUCGCGAAUAUCAAGCUGUUUAAUAAGUUCCUUGGGAAACCAGCUCCCAAAACAAUUCAUUUCCCGUCGGGACAGACGCUUGACGUGUUCGAGGCGGCCGAGCUGUACCAGAAGGAAGGUAUCCCCCUGAUCAUCUUGGCAGGGAAGAAAUACGGUUCCGGAAAUUCCAGAGACUGGGCUGCCAAAGGGCCUUAUCUGCUGGGUGUGAAAGCUGUUUUGGCUGAAAGUUAUGAAAAAAUUCACAAAGAUCAUUUGAUUGGAAUUGGCAUAGCGCCACUGCGGUUCCUUCCGGGAGAGAGUGCAGAUUCCUUGGGCCUCUCCGGCAGAGAAACGUUUUCUCUAGCAUUUCCCGAAGAGCUGUCUCCUGGAGUUACAUUAACUAUGAAGACGAGCACUGGGAAAGUAUUCAGCGUGAUUGCUUCGUUUGACAGUGACGUGGAGGUGGCGUUAUACAAACACGGAGGACUAUUAAACUUUGUGGCACGAAAAUUCUCAUAGUCUCUACUCCACACGGACACCCUUUCAGAACUGGUAGCUGCGAGUAAAGCCUUUUGUGCUGGCCCCGGGGCUCCCCGCCUGCCGCUGCAGACGGUCCCAUGCGCUCACCGAUCUCACCACGGGUGUAAAUGGUUAUGAAUCAACGUAGGGACUGAAAUGAAAUCUUUCUGAUUUUAAAUAAUAUACGAAUGGUGCUAUUAACCAUGCUCAAAUCAACGUGUGAGGUGUGCUGUGGGAGAGGCCUCUAAGUACAGGGGCAUUUUAUCAGACCAUUUUGUAAAUAAAGACAGAAUUUGAACUUGUGUUGAAGAUUCUUACAUGAAUAACCUUCCUGAAGUUGUUUAGUUUCGCACCUGUAAACUGUGUACUACUGUUUGUUGGUUUAAGACUAGCAGGUUGGAAUCGAGAAGCUGAGUCAGACUCUAAAAUUGUGGCAGUUGGAAUCUGAUUUACAAAUGGACUUUCAGACCUGAGCUGGACAUGGUCAACAUUCACAGUUUAUAAUAGAAGCUGGGGUGAUCCUAGUGGCCGUCUAACUGCGGGGGCUCAGCGCUCCCCCAGACACAGUCCUCGUGUCCCGUUGGGCCCAGGUCCCUCCACACGCGGACACGGGGCUUGGGUGUGUGAACACACAUGUCCCAUCGUGUUCAGUAAUUAGCUCCCGUCAGCCUCAAAUGGUGUUCUGGCAGUGGGAUUCAAUCAUUUUGCUCACUUGAUGUGAUACUGUUGCUUCCUAUAACCUAUUAUUUUAGGUAUCAUUAACCAAAAUUCCACUCUUUUCUAGUUGCUAAAGAGAACUGAAUCAUUAAAUGCUACGAUGAUUUCCUCUAGACUUUUAAAUCACCCACCCUAAAUUAUGUGGUUGCUGCUCAACUCGAAGCAUUUUUUAAAUGUUAGUUAUUUCUUAAUUAUUUAAAAUUGAUUUUCUGUCACUUUGAAUCCUUAUUUUACCUGGAAUGCAUGAUUCUAUUAAUUACAUUUUUGUUUUAACCAAAGCUAUCAGGAUAAAACACUGAGAUUGUUGCUGUCCGGAAAGCUGCUUUCUCCACACACCUGUCUACUCACCGCAGCAAGUGUUCUGUCAACAAGGUGUUUGGCAAAUGUUAAGAAAAAGGUUGGGAAAUUAAUUUGAGAAGGUCCCAUGCCUUUUUUUAAAUUAAGAAAUUAAACUUAGCAGCCAAAAGGUUAGUUAUAGAGAUUUUUGUCCAUGUGGAGAGCUUCCUCUGACCCAGCCGGUCUGUGGCAGCUUGGCCAGCCCAUGUCACACCGGAGGGAGGAUUGUGCUGCUGGAUCGUGGCCGGAACCACCGGCGCUGGGGGUGUGGACUGCUAAGAGCUCCGCACAGAAGCGCACACAUGGGCUCUGUCUUCUGGAAGUCGUCUGCAAGUCUGUGUUCAGACAAUCACGUGGACUGGAGUCUGAGAACAUGAUUUCCCUUCUUCUUUCAAAUUGUUUGGACUCUUUUCUGUGGUACUUUCACGCUGUAUUUUUGAUGUGUUGUUACGCCUGUGUAUCUGUCCUGCGUAUGUUUAAUUCACAUGAAAACAUGAAUUAGAAGAGUCGCGAGUCGAAUGGUAACAUCCCUGUUGCAUGCUUGGCAGAGGUGGUGGCUCCAGACCGUCUGCCUGGGGACACGUCUGUGUCAUCCGUGGCCGUGGGUGUCGGCUCCAAACAGCCAGGCCAGGAGGCUGGGCCGGUGCGGUCCCUGUCCCUGGUCCAGCACCAGGACAUGCCGGCCUCUGGCUCCUGCACAACGGAGACAGUGGAGCAGAGAGCUUGGCCACGGCUGGUGUCAGAGGAACGAGUUCGGCUGUGCGCCCUAGUGGGUGCCGUCCGCUCCCGCCUCGGGCCGAGCGCUCUGUGUGCAGAGAGGUAACAUCUCUGGCUUUCAUUUCAUUGACUCUUUCCGGGUCAUUGGGUGUUGAAAAAGAUGCACAAUACUGUGGAAAGGAAGUAUAGUAGGCACACGAGCGAAGCAAGUGAGUUUUGUAGUUCAGGUGCAACUUCAGAGGUGUUACCAACAGUAGCAUUCUUCUCAUCUUAAGAAAAUGAUGCCGCCUGCUGCGGCUAUGUCUGCUGCCUUCAGCAUCGCUGUCCCUGCACAAGGAGACGACUGGGGCUUCCGUCCCCCUGUGGAGUAGCAGCAUUACAGCUGAGAGUGUCCAUGGCGACAGUGGUGGUCAGUUUCCCCAUCGCCGUGGCUGUUCACAGGAGGAGCGCGUCCGCCUUCUUGGUGGCGGGUGACAGGAUGUGGAGACGCGAUGGGACUGACAGUUGUAUGUGGUGGUAGUAAAAGGCACCUGUCUUUGCCUUUAGGUGUAGGAGAGGUGCUCAGAUACUGGAUGUUGACUUGGAGGAACAAAGGCGGGAGCAGGAGGACUUGGGCUUUUUCCCCUGAAGUGUGAUAGUGCCGAUGUUUCUAUCAAUUUUACAAAUAAUAUAUGACUACGAAACCAUGUAUCUCAAGUAACUAUAAAUCAUUGUCUAUUAUUUAAAGCCAACAAAACAGUGUAACAGUUUUAAGUUCAAUAAUGUUAAGUAUUGUAUAAAAAUAUAUUGGAGGCAAAGUUCAGUUGAUGACAAUUGUGUAUAUGUUAUUGAUGCUGUAAAUUAUUUUUAAUAAAGAAAAUUGUAUUAUCACAUA
This is a messenger RNA of Lutra lutra (Eurasian river otter), 5669 nucleotides long. It is a transcript of the gene IREB2, whose product is annotated as iron responsive element binding protein 2. The transcript is spliced from 22 exons. Bases 131 to 3025 code for a protein of 964 amino acids. Gene Ontology annotation, molecular function: iron-responsive element binding; 4 iron, 4 sulfur cluster binding; aconitate hydratase activity. Gene Ontology annotation, biological process: citrate metabolic process; tricarboxylic acid cycle. Gene Ontology annotation, cellular component: cytosol; mitochondrion. Lineage: Eukaryota; Metazoa; Chordata; Mammalia; Carnivora; Mustelidae. The record is from RefSeq and is a predicted model, not a curated record.